CAUUGGAACCUAAUAACUAGAGUGUUUGUUUGUUUCAAAUAUAUGUCAUUUCUCUCUUAUUUUGAGUGAAAGUUGAAAAUCAAAAAUGGAAUUUUCAAACACAAACGUAUACAAACAAAUGAUGCGAUGUCCAGACGAAGUGAAAAAUCCUACGAAGGCACUUGUUUGCUGAGCAAAUUGUGUCAUGCGAAUGGUUGUGGCUGUGUUCGUGGCGAACGAUCCAGCACAUCGAGCGACAUACUGAAAACCGGGCUCACUUCGAAGCGAAGUUAUGAUAAGUCUGUUAUUUGUGCAGGUCCUGGCCUGUUCACACCCCGAUGUUUCGAAGGCAACUGCAGCGUAACCGAAGCAGAAGAGCUGAGCAACCAAAGCAUAUAUUCUUGCUUCAAGAAGCUGGACCGAUUGUCACAUGCUGUAAUCAAUCACUAAACAUUCCAAGUCAUCAAAUCGUGAGUGAGAAUCAGGAAUCAAAUUAUACCGCCCGUGCCUACGACGCUUCUAAUACUUUUAUGAUACUUUUGCAAAAUUAUCAAAUUUGAACCUAAUCGUCAAUCGUUUUGGCCACAUUGUCAAUGCCUACCUUAUCGGUUUUUUCCGUCAAUGGCUCAG
Molecule: messenger RNA, 609 nt
Organism: Bactrocera oleae (olive fruit fly)
Lineage: Eukaryota; Metazoa; Arthropoda; Insecta; Diptera; Tephritidae
Source: RefSeq, a predicted model, not a curated record